AUGGCCUCUCAUGCCCCGCGAGAUCAUUUAGGAUCUAUCUUGGUGAAACACUCUAUCGAGGGUGUCUUCCCAAUUGAUGAUGCUAUUCUAUCUACCCCUCUCGAUCGAUCCACCAUCUCUGAAGCUAUACCGGCACUUUCUAUGGCGAAAGCUGAACUCCAGGCGGAGAUAAUAAAACUUGGCCACGAUAACUCGACAGAAUUCAAGGCAUGGAUAGAAUCAUUGCGGAAGAUACAAGAAGAUACAAGUAAAUCUAGAAAUAUUGCCAAUAAGAUUAUCCUCCUUGCAGAGGAAGAUGAACGGUUUGAGAAAGCCACACAAGAAAAGAAUAUGAAUCUUUCAUUCGUUCAAGAUGAAUUAAAGUACAAUACCAAUCUUUUGUCUGAUUUAAGGCAAAUUCGCAGUUGCCAUCACAAUGUGGAACUGACAGAAAAAUUUAUAAUUGACAGGGAAUGGGCCAAAAGUCUCCUGACACUAGAUUCGGCACGCAAGUCAUACAGGGAUAUCAAACAGAACGGACCAAUAAAAGCUUUACAAGUGCUCGAUCUCAAGAUCGUCGCGUUGCAAGAACAAAUAAAUAACGGACUUCUGAGUCUAUGGGCAGCGUUUGUAGCAAUUGAAAAACGAAGUAAAACUAUUAGAGUGAACAAAAGUCUUCCGACGGAGAAACUCAAACUCGAAGAAGUUGUUGACUGUCUAGAGUCGUUGGGAUAUGCAGUCAAAAUUUCCGAGAAACUACGCGACGACUUAGACAAUCUCAUUAUCAAGCCCCGAACGACUAGAAAAGACGGGAAAUACUCCAUAGCAGUUAGGAGUAACUCAAUAACCCUGGAAUCAGUAUCAGACGAUGGGAUCGAAAGUAUUUUGGCCGAGAUAGAAACACUCGUAAGAUUUCUUAUACUUGUACUCCCGACAAGUGUAAAAGAACCUCUUUUCGAAUCUUUGACUUGUACCCUUUCACUACGGAUCCUGACCGAAUUCCUGGACCAAGCUAUACCUAGUUCCCUCGAUGAAGUGAAAGGAUUCAAUAAGAUCAUAGAACAAGCUAAAGUGUUCAUUACGAAUAUGAAAUCCAUUCACUGGACUGGAUUAGACGAGUUCGAACGAUGGGUAGAUAACUUCCCAAAAAUAUGGUUAGACAAGCGGAGAGGAUAUAUUUUGGACCAGAUUAGAAGGCAAGUACUCAUGGGAAUAGGUGUUCCGAUACUAGUAGAAAAAGCAAAAGAAUCUAGCAAUCAGCAGAACGAAAAUCCUGGUCUUGAUUCAAAAAACGAAAUGGUCUCACAAGAUUGGGAUGCAGCUUGGGAUGGAGAUGAGGAUCUUUUAUCUGAGACACAAGAUCGAGAGUAUCCGAACUCAAAUUCGAUAGACGAUGACUUAGAAGACGAAGUAGUCGAUGCCUGGGGCUGGGGUGAAGAAACAAUAGAAGAUAAAAGUCCUGAAAUAAGGAAAGACAGGGUAGAAAACCACGCGUCACAGUUAGGGUCCACAAGUGCUGCAUCCUCAUUGAACUACUUCCAGGAUAAGCAAAAAUUAAGAGGAAAUGAAAAUUAUUGGAUUUCUGCCUUACCCCAAGUAGUUCUAAAAACAGUUAUUGAAACAUUCGAGGAUUUUGCCGAUCUCAACCUACCAACAAAUAUUGAGAAUCCCUUAGCCGAAUGUGCGUCUGGGUUGCUGAAUCUAUCAAUCCAAAUUUUAGUCAUUUAUCGUGCGGCAUCAUCUGCUUGUUAUGCCCAUCAGCCUGCUGGAAGCAUGUACUGCUACAACGAUUGUACUUGGCUAGCUGAAAAUAUACGGGCUUUUGUGUCAACGUGGAAGCGGUGGUCUGAAAUUCCGUUCUCAAUUCGUAGCGCCGACAAAAUCAUGGAAGAAGUUGUCAGAGUCGAACAGUUUGGGAAGCGGGCAUACAAGAAUGAACUAAAUUCUCAAAAGUGUAUAAUUAAUGAUCUACUCGGAGACACCCAAAAUAUCUUUCAACAAGAAAAUUCGCCUAGGGAUGUAGUCGAGAAGAGUAUAUACUCCGCUACUCAUCAUAUUCGUCAACAAGCUGCACUGUGGGAUAACAUUUUACCGCCUUCAGCUAGAAAUUCAGCAACAGGUUCUCUCAUCAAUACGAUAGCUACAAAGCUUAUCAGUGAUGUCUUUGAUAUGCCUGAUAUAGGGGUUGAAGAGGCAGAACAUAUCGCCACCACGUUAUCUAGGGUUGAAGAACUCGAUGAUCUUUUCUUAAUUUCUGAAUUACCGGAUAUGCCAGAAACAGCUCCCUACGGAAGUCCGAUCCCCCAAACGUCACAAUUUGCAGACCAAUGGAUGCGUAUGAAAUUUCUCAGUGAAGUUCUUCAGAGUAACUUGAAGGAUAUCAAGUUUCUCUGGUUCGAAAGUGACCUUAGUCUCUACUUCUGCGCAGAUGAGAUCAUUGAAUUAAUACGCCUAAGCUUUCAAAUGAACGCAGGUGUGCGGCAAUUGGUCAAAGAGAUCGAAGAUAGUCCCCGUCCAAAAGACCUAGAUAUAUAG
Messenger RNA from Blumeria graminis f. sp. triticale, 2514 nucleotides. The record is from the annotation of a GenBank genome assembly. Lineage: Eukaryota; Fungi; Ascomycota; Leotiomycetes; Helotiales; Erysiphaceae.